This is a messenger RNA of Fonsecaea erecta, 1896 nucleotides long. RefSeq lists its product as hypothetical. The record is from RefSeq and is a predicted model, not a curated record. Bases 1 to 1896 code for a protein of 631 amino acids. Lineage: Eukaryota; Fungi; Ascomycota; Eurotiomycetes; Chaetothyriales; Herpotrichiellaceae. The transcript has a single exon.
AUGUCGGAUCAUCAUCCUCGAUGCCGUCCCCUGCAGCCCUAUGCGGAGAAGUUUCUGUUCGUCAACUACGAUUCAAGCAGCCCAGGCGCCUCUCACGACCAGUCGCGAGUCCUCUCCCACGUGCGUCAGAACUAUCAUGUGUGGCGCCGAAGGCAAAGCGUCAGACAGCUUCGAGACCUCGUUGUCGUCCCUGGCACCAACAAGCAGAAGCUCCCGAUCCCUAGCUCCAAAAGAUGUCCCAUGUCCGAUGGCAGCAGGAAUGUGCGAGGGCGUGUAGUCCCAGUAAUGCCCAAAAAAGCCAGCAAAACUCAACGAGGUGGUGGAGUCUCCGAAACCACAGUCGGCACUCGUCUCAGCUCCUCUUCGAUCAAACUGCAUGGGGGCAAUUCGGAUCCUUUCAAUGCUUAUCCGGUCAAAAUCAGUCCACGAGUCAAUGAGCUUAUCGCUUUCUAUCGAGACUAUCUUCUUCCCGCGCAGUAUCACGUUCCUUCCACGGCAUGGGUCAGCUCUGCCAAUGCGAGGUUAGAUUGGUCCAUCUGCAUCUCUACGCUUCAAGAGCCAGCCUUGGCAAAUGCCUUUAUUGCUCGUUCUGCGACAGUGGCAGCUGUGCUCAAUCCUGAUCUGCGGACACUGGCGACACGUUGCCGCCUGCGAAGUAUCCAGGAACUACAGGCGAGACUGCGAAACAAUGCGAGUCACACCUGCAGUGACGCGAACGUGCUCCAGAUCAUCAUGGUGCAGAAAGCCGAAAUUGUCGACAAAAACCUGUCCGCCGCGGCGGCACAUGCGAGGAUGCUGCAGAGUAUGUUUCAGGAACAGCAACGAGCGAACCGGACGGUGAACUUUACGCUUCUUCAAUAUGCCCUCUGGAGUGAUGUUCAGAUCUCUUCGAUCUUCAUGACCCCACUCGCGUUCGACGUGAGCCCUGAUGGCUGGAUAGUCACCACGAUGCAGCCCCUCUGGGAAGCUGCUCUACAGCAGCUUCGAGAAGUUCCACUGUGGACAGACCUUCGCGACGAUGCGGAAAAUUCACUCGACCCGAGUUUGGAAGGCGAAGAGAUAAAGGCAUUUUUCAUCUCUCGAAGGACCACCCUGAAAACCUGGUUACUUUACGGACUCAAUGGUCGACCCGCGCCACCUCUCAUAAUGCUGUGGCUGGCCACGAGCGCCUGUCUUCAACAGGGCAGGAUGAUCAAGCACUAUAUUCGCGCUGUCCAAGAGACUGAACAGAGCACAUCAUCACCAUCGUCGAAAGGAGGAGGAGACUCUGCGGAGAAAUUAGAGUUCUGGUAUACCCAACAAUUUCUGGUUCUUGCAGAAUUUCUCUGGACGCACCAUUUAAGCUUCAAAGUUGAGGUCUGUGGCGUUGAUCUUUUUGAUAUGGUUCCGACGCAACUGAAGAAUCUCCGGUCAGCACUGCAAAAUGCUGAAGACUUGGGACGAGGUGCCAAACCCGGCGGUUCUUCAAAAUAUCGAAAUGCCCGUCUCUGGGCCCUGUUCCUCGGCGCGCACGCCGAAUGGUUGAAGCGAAACCCCAAGAAGAAAAUAUCCAAGUCAGCGCCGUCACCAGAUAAGUCUCUCCUCAACAGGAAUCAUAAGGACGAGUCCCCUACAUUCCUGAGGGACUGUAAAGACGUCAAAUUCAGUACUUCGGAAAGCUAUGAGGAAACAGAUGAUCGAUGGUUUGAGAAGCAGCUAGCCCGCCAGCUCCGGGAUAUGGGAUUGUCAAUAUGGAAGGAUGUUUAUUCUAUCUUACGGGGUUUCAACUAUGCCGAUAUAAUUCGACCACUGGGUGAAGAGAUUUUCAACAACGCCAUGAAGGUGGUCCUACCUCCCCCCGAGGGUGAAUCAGGCCUAAGCAAGACAGAAGAGAGUUUGGCAGGGGGGAAAUUGUGA